Molecule: messenger RNA, 2787 nt
Organism: Salvia hispanica
Lineage: Eukaryota; Viridiplantae; Streptophyta; Magnoliopsida; Lamiales; Lamiaceae
Product: WD repeat-containing protein PCN-like
Biological process (GO): meristem growth; meristem maintenance
Molecular function (GO): protein binding
Source: RefSeq, a predicted model, not a curated record
GAUAUCGGCGUGCGCUCCUAAACCCUACUUCGUCCCCGCUUCAUUUUCCUUGUGAUGCUUCUCUUCAGUCGUCGCUAAAAUUUCCCUAAAUCUGGAGGAUUCUGUGAAGAUGCUAAAAGUUCACCGAAUCAAUUCGGUGGAAUGGACCCCGUCGCCGGUUGUAGCUCUAGCUACCAGCGCUGAUAGCUCGCAGGUCGCCGCCGCUCGUGCCGACGGCUCGCUCGAGAUUUGGCUUGUCUCUCCGGGUUCCGUCGGCUGGCACUGUCAGCUCACGAUACAUGGAGACCCUAAUUCUAGAGUGUCUUCGCUGGUUUGGUGUCAGUCCGGGCCGAGGGGUGGACCGUUGGGCCGAUUGCUGUCUUCCAGCAUUGAUGGCUCCAUUUCCGAGUGGGAUUUGUUCGAUUUGAGACAAAAGACAGUUCUAGAUUCUAUUGGUUUCUCGAUUUGGCAAAUUGCUGCAGAGCCAUGCAAUCAUUUGCGUCCGAAUGAGAGGCAGGAAGCAAAAACUUAUCAGAAUGGUCAUACUAGCACUUCAAUUACUGGUGACAUUGAUGAUGAGGAGAAUAGUGAAAGUGAAGAUGAAGAUGAUAAAAAACAUGCCGAGCUGGUUCAUGAGCAAAUUGACGCUGAAAGUACCCGGCUAGCAAUUGCCUGUGACGAUGGUUGUGUCCGGAUCUAUCGUGUUUCUGAUGCGGAAGAACUUAUUUAUAAUAGAACGUUGCCUAGGGUCAGUGGGCGCACACUUAGUGUAACCUGGAGUUCAGAUGGAAGUAGGAUUUAUUCAGGGAGUAGCGAUGGGUUCAUAAGGUGUUGGGAUGCUAAGUUGUCUCAGGAGAUAUACAGAAUAACUGUUGGUCAUGGAUAUCUGGGCGGUGAUAAUGAUCUUUGCAUAUGGUCAUUAAUUGCAUUAAGGUGUGGGACAAUAGCCAGUGGGGAUAGUACUGGUUGUGUGAAGUUCUGGGAUGGUCAGUUUGGAACACUUUUGCAGGAACAUUCAAAUCACAAAGGUGAUGUAAAUGCUUUAGCUGCAGCUCCCAGCCAUAACAGAAUAUUUUCUGCUGGUUCUGAUGGUCAGAUCAUACUGUAUAAACUUUCUACUGAGGCUGUUGAUUCUGGAGAUGAAAAAUUUGUCCCAGCUGUCAAGAAAUGGGUCUAUGUUAGCUAUGUGAGAUCUCAUACUCAUGAUAUAAGGGCAUUGACCUUAGCUGUGCCUAUCAGCCUUGAAGAUCUGCCUCCCGAUGAAAAAGUUAAGAGGUCACGAGGUCCAGACAAGCCCCUUGAUUUCAGUUACCAUAAAUGGGCUCAUUUGGGUGUGCCAAUGCUUAUCUCAGCAGGCGAUGACACUAAACUUUUUGCAUAUUCUGUAAAGGAAUUUACUAAGUUUUCUCCUCAUGACAUAUGCCCUGCACCACAGAGAAUGCCAAUGCAACUUGUUAUUAAAACACUUUUCAAUCAGACACCAUUACUUUUGGUUCAGUCUGCAAAUUUCUUAGACAUCUUUUGCGUGCGAUUGCAAAAUGGUGGUGUAACUGAUAUCGGUCCUAGCCCAUCUGGUGGGUCUGCACGGACUGAUUUAGUGGCCAGAAUUAAAUGCAAGGUUUCUCGGAAGAUCAUCUGUAGUACAAUAUCUUCAUCAGGAGAACUAGUUGCCUACUCAGAUCACAUAAAACCUAAUUUAUUUUUUUUAAAAAGAAUCAAAUCAGGCACAGGUUGGUCUGUAGAUAAAAGGAAGCUCCCUCAGGGAUUGCCAUUUGCCCAUUUCAUGGUUUUCAGCUCCGACUCUUCGAAAUUAAUACUGGCUGGGCAGGACAGAAGGAUAUAUGUUGUAGAUGUUGGAAAUGAGGAUCUCCUCCAUGCUUUCACUCCUUGCCGGAAAGAGAAUGCAGAUGGUCUCCCGCCUAGCGAACCUCCCAUUACAAAAAUGUUCACAAGCAAUGACGGCCAGUGGUUAGCUGCUGUCAACUGCUAUGGAGAUGUCUAUACUUUCAAUCUUGAGACACUGAGGCAACACUGGUUCAUAUCAAGACUGGAUGGAGCUGCGGUUACUGCUGGUGGUUUUACUCCUAAAAAUAGCAACAUUCUUAUCAUCUCCACCUCUUCAAAUCAGGUUUAUGCAUUAGAUGUGGAGGCUAAACAAUUGGGGGAGUGGUCCAUGCAUCACACAUUUUCUCUGCCAAGGAGAUACCAAGAAUUUCCCGGAGAAGUUAUUGGUCUUUCGUUCCACCCAUCCUCAACUUCAUCUUCUGUCAUUGUCUAUAGUCCCAGGGCGAUGUGCUUGAUCGAUUUUGGGAUGCCUGUCGACAGGGAUGAUGACACGGACUUGACAAAUGGUCUGGUUUCAACAACAAGAAAGGUACACAGCAAUGGAGUGAGUAAGCGGAAACGACAGGGUUCAGAAAAUAAACACGGCGGUAGAAAGAACUUUGAAUUUUGUGCAUUCAGAGAUCCUGUUUUAUUUGUUGAGCAUCUAUCGAAAAACUCUCUCUUGGUCAUAGACAAGCCAUGGACACAAGUUGUUGGCACAUUCGACGCCCAGCCUGUCCACAGACAUAUUUUUGGAACAUAACACUGUUACGGGAUGGGCUUCGUACAGCGGGAAGGCGGCAAAUGUUGCCUUCAUCAUUUUUGAUCUUGCUUCUCUUUUUUUGCACUCUUUUGUUGUUGGAUGUGGGUGGGUUGGGGGGAGGCUUGGCCGUGUUGUGCAAUGUAUGGGUUGUAGCUUUGUUAACAAAUUAGUUAUUCAAUGUUUAAUACUAUUAUCUUAUUUACAAAAUCUUUAGUUUUUCA